This is a messenger RNA of Aureobasidium melanogenum CBS 110374, 828 nucleotides long. Its product is annotated as SET domain-containing protein. Gene Ontology annotation, molecular function: protein binding. Bases 1 to 828 code for a protein of 275 amino acids. Lineage: Eukaryota; Fungi; Ascomycota; Dothideomycetes; Dothideales; Saccotheciaceae. The record is from RefSeq and is a predicted model, not a curated record. The transcript is spliced from 2 exons.
AUGAACAGUGAUGAUGGUGAAGCUCUCAAUAUUGCUGCGUUCGAAACUCGCAACGCCGGAGCCAAAGGCUUUGGCCUGUUCGCAACGCGCGAUAUCGAACCAGGAGAACGCCUUAUUGAGGAAUCUCCACUGUUCAUCCUUCCCAAACAAGACACUCUGAAUGCAGCUAUCGUCGAGAGCUUCAUGCAACUACGCUCGGAGCAGCGCGCAGCCUACUUGAAAUUGAGCUCCUAUACCACGACAGUCACUGACUCGGGUACGAGAAGCGGUGUAAAUGGCACGGCUGAUGACAAUCAGCCAGACCACGAUUCAGAUGAGUGCGAGAUGUCAGAAUCGCUUGCCGCCCGUGUUGUCAAUAUCUGGCGUACCAACUCAUACAUGCUCGACGAUGGUAUCACUCUCGACUCUGCUGGCGUUGGAUUGACUACGUCCCGCCUCAACCACUCAUGCGUUCCGAAUGUCUACACUGCCUACAACAGCACAUCCGGAUGCAUGACUGUGCAGGCUCUCAAGCCAAUUACCGCUGGAGAUGAGCUCUGCACUGCCUACAUCAACGGUGCGGGCAAGUUGCGCUCCGAACGACGUGCUCAGCUGAGUAUGUGGGGAUUUACCUGCACCUGCAUUGCUUGCGCCGACGGCCGUGAUGAAUCUCGCCGCCGGGAGAUCAAGACGUUGAUGACCAAGCUUGAAGGAGUCAAGACACAGAUGCUGGAAGGCGAUACAAGCCUGUCGGUCGCCCAAAUCGAACAGGCCGUUGGAGAUCUGCUCGACCAGGCUACCCUCAUGAGCGAUGAAGGCUUGCUUGGUCCAGAUCUAGCUGAUGUGUAA